AUGGCUGAGGGGUACGUGCUGGUGCAUGUCCUGGAAGUCCUUGUGCCGGGCAAAGACCUGGGGGACGCGCCCUCCUGUGAGGUAGCUUUGGCCGAUGCCACUGCGCAGUGCCCCGUUCCGUCCACGCUGGAGGGCGAGAAUAUCGCCCUGCCGAUUCCGGGGGACGCGGAUCCCGUGGUCUACGUGCGCGCCAGAGACUCUGAGCAGCGGCCGGUGGGCAUGGUGGUGGUGCCAGUCUCCGCGCUGGUGCCUAUGGAGAUUUGGAACGUGUGGUAUGCCAUGGACGAUGGGAGUGAAGAUGUGGAGGAGAAACCUGCCGAGGAGACGCCAAAGAUGCAUUUACUCCUCGAGCACGUUCCUGCGGAGGCGGCAGCACAGGAGACGAAGCAGUCCCGGGAUAUGCGCACGCAGGACUUCCUCCUCCGCGCGCUUCAGCAACUGAAUGCGUCGCUGGAGGCGAAGGUGAUGGAGCAGGGCCCCAGUGCCACGACGGCCAGCGCAGGCCCGCGCCGGGGUGCGCCUGCAACGCGGUCCAGGACCGCCGCUUCCGGCACCUCCGGCGCCUCCGGCGGCUUGAAGCCGCUGCGCGCCGCCGGCGCGCUGGCUCCUCGGCGCAGCGCCCCGGCAAAGGAGGAAAGCCCGGUGCCGGAACCCAAUGGUGAGGACAAGGAGGAAAGACUCAGGAUGCAGGAGGAGGCCUUCAAGCUGCGCCUGGCGCCCUACGAGCGCGCCAUCGCUGCGCUGGAGGAGAAGCAGAGGCUCUACGAUGACCAGGAGGCGAGGAUCCGGGCGCUCUCCAAAGCCUUAGAGGAGCAGCAGAGCAGGUCCCAGGUGCUGGUUCACAGGCUGCAGGAGGAGCUGCAGCAGAGCCGCCAUGAGGCGGAGCAAGAGCGGGUGAGUCUCCGGGAGGUCGCUUCCACACGGGCAGUCUCGCAGCAGCGGGUGGGGGAGCUGGAGCAGGAGGUGGCGCUGCGGAAGAGCCACGAAGAGUCCCUGCAGCAGCGCUUGGCCUUGAUGGAGGGGGAGAUCCAGAUGGUACACCAAAAAGGCCAAGCAGUGCAGGUGGCAGAGGACGAGGCGCGGCGCGCGGUGGAGUCUGUGGAGUCGCUGCGGCUCACGCGGCAAAGGCUGCAGGACCAGCUGCAGGAGCAGGGACGGGAACUGUCCACGCUCCGGGAAGAGAAUUGGCAGCUGAAGGAGGACCGCGGCCGCGAGAUCGAGAAGGCGCGGGCCAUCUCGGAGAGGGAGAUCUUGGCCAAGGAGACCUUGCAGCUGGAGCUGCUGCAGCUUCAGGAUCAGGUCCGCGACAAGGAGGCCGAGGCCAAGCUGGCGCGGGAGCGGGCGGAGAACUGCCAACGGCAAGUGGCGACCCUGGAGAACGAGGUCUCGUCGCUGCAAGCCCUGCUCGAACGGGAGAGGCAGCACAGAUCGCAGCUGGACCACAAGCUGGGCCAGCUGGAGAUGCAGAAGCUUGACUCCACCCUGGAUGAGCACCGCACUUUGGUGCGGGGACUACGCCACGACUUGGAGAAGGCGCGCCAGGAGCUGAGCGACGAGCGAGGCCGGUCCAACACCAUGGAGGUGGAGAUGGCUGCCGCAAAGAAGGACCUGGUGCGGGGCCAGCGGCAGUUGGAGGAGAUCCGGAAUCAGGUGACCUCACAGGACGAGCUGCGGGAGGAAAUCCGCUCGCUUUCCGAGAGGAACGAGGCGCUUCGUGAGCAGAUGCGGACCAUGCAGCAGGAGUGUCGGAAGGUCACAGAGCGGGUGGAGGCGGAGUUGAAGGAACAGCUGGAGAUGCAGCGCAGGGCCAACGAGGAAAGGGAAGCGAAGAUGGCGGACCACGCCGAGCUGAAGCGCCAGCUGUCGGUGGCUGUCAGCAAGGUCGAGGAGCUGCAGCUUCUGCAGGACCAGACGCUCCGCGCUUUGGAGGCGUCCCGAAAGACCUCCCAGAGCUCCGAGGACUUGGCCCAACAGCUGCACCAGCUGCAGGAGGAGCUGGGCACGUCCCUGCGCGACCGCAACGAACUGCACGAGCACGUGGAGAAAGCGACCGGCCAAUUCCGGGAGGACAUCUUUGCGCAGAACCGGCGUCAGUCGGAGCUAGAGGCAAUGCUGGAGGAUAGGAACAAUGAGAUCAAGCUCUUGAUGUACAGAUUGCAGGAGCUGUCCUCUCGCUACGUGCCGGCAAAGGCGGACGCGACUGACAUGAUCCUGGCACGCUGGAUCAACGGGUACAGGCCGGCGGUGCCCUUCUUCCGCCUCUCCCAGGGCUUGUACCUCUUCGGGCGUCGCCAGGUGAUUUGCAAGAUCUCCAACGAUAAGCCGGUCUUCCGAGUUGGUGGAGGCUUUGUAGGCUUCGAGAAGUUCUUGGAACAGUUCGCGUCGGAGGAGCUGGAGCGCCUGUUGACGUAUGACCUUGAUGACAAAACCGGGGAGCCCAAGUUCUUGGAAGGCCUGAAGGCGAAGCAGAUCAUUGAAGAGUCUGGGCUGGUGGAGGAGUUGCGGGUGAAGGCCGAGGACGGGGCUCCGAGGAGCCUUCGGUCCGGAGGCCUCCAGAGUACUCUGAGCCGCCGGUCCCUGAAUUCCUCUCGCGGAAGUUUGUGA
Effrenium voratum is the source of this 2604-nucleotide messenger RNA. NCBI's taxonomy places the organism in Eukaryota, Dinophyceae, Suessiales, Symbiodiniaceae. The record is from the annotation of a GenBank genome assembly.